GAUGAAAACCCCGACAAUUGAAUAAUACAUUAAUAAUACAAUUAUUUGUAUAAUAAUUAUAUUUUAUUUGUUUUAAUAUCAGUUUUCUAUUCAUUGAUAUUAAUAGUUAUAGAGAUCUGUCAUUGAAUUAAAUAAAUAUUUAAUAAUAACAUUAAAGCAAUAGUUUUAAACAUCCGUUUAAUAUAAGUUGUGUUUAAACGCAUUGUAAAAGGUGUGUCGAGUCAUUCAAUAGUAAGCAUAAACCCGUUGACACAGAGGAAAGCCUACGAUUAGACCUACCUGUCCAUUGCUAUAGUCGUUUCAUACAUUGACUAUUGAUUUGUGGACUACCCAAUUGACGGGACAGUUGUAUUUGAUUGAUCCUUAAGCUGGAUAAGACAUCUUCGUCGUCAACCAUGUCUGGAAUGUCUUCCCGUAAACCCAAAGGUCGUGCGGCGACCAAAAAGCGGGCGCAGAGGGCGACCAGUAAUGUGUUUGCUAUGUUUGAUCAGGCCCAAAUUCAAGAGUUCAAAGAAGCAUUUAAUAUGAUCGACCAAAACCGCGACGGUUUCAUUGAUAAAGAAGAUCUGCACGACAUGUUGGCCUCGUUAGGCAAGAAUCCUGAAGACGCCUAUUUGGAGGGAAUGAUGAAUGAGGCUCCCGGACCUAUUAACUUCACGAUGUUUUUAACACUAUUUGGCGAACGACUUCAGGGCACAGAUCCCGAGGAGGUCAUCAAAAAUGCGUUCAACUGUUUCGAUGAAGACAACGGCGGCGUCAUCCAUGAGGAGCGUCUACGGGAACUCUUAACCACAAUUGGAGAUCGAUUUACAGAUGAAGAUGUCGAUGACAUGUAUAGGGAGGCACCGAUUGACAAGAAUGGUAUGUUUGACUAUUUGGAAUUCACACGUAUCUUAAAACACGGCGCUAAAGAUAAAGAUGACCAAUAAAUUGGUUUUAAUUAUAAUUUUGUCACCAAAUAUAUGGUGCCUUAAAUUAUUUAUAAACUUAACAAAACUAAUAUUAUUAAAUGUUUAUACUGUAUAUUUUGCCAAACAUUAAAUGGCAUUUUUAAUUAACUGAUUUUAUAUACACUGUUUGAAUGAGCGAAAUAUUUUACUCAAAUAAUAAAUGCAUUAUUUAUAAUACAAUUAAACUUACCGGUACUA
Oppia nitens is the source of this 1148-nucleotide messenger RNA. It is a transcript of the gene sqh, whose product is annotated as myosin regulatory light chain sqh. Lineage: Eukaryota; Metazoa; Arthropoda; Arachnida; Sarcoptiformes; Oppiidae. Gene Ontology annotation, cellular component: cytoplasm; myosin II complex. The transcript is spliced from 5 exons. Gene Ontology annotation, biological process: locomotion; post-embryonic development. The coding region runs from base 396 to 929 and encodes 177 amino acids. The record is from RefSeq and is a predicted model, not a curated record. Gene Ontology annotation, molecular function: myosin heavy chain binding; calcium ion binding.